This is a messenger RNA of Geodia barretti, 1209 nucleotides long. The record is from the annotation of a GenBank genome assembly. Lineage: Eukaryota; Metazoa; Porifera; Demospongiae; Tetractinellida; Geodiidae.
UUGUGCGGAAGGGAGAUCGCCGUGACAACGGAUGCCGAGGAUCACGCCCCGGCAGAGCUGACCGGGGCCGAACUGGUUGUCCGCACUCUGGUCGAUCUCGGCGUAGAUGUCGUGUUCGGCUAUCCCGGCGGCGCGGUCCUGCCGAUCUACGACGCCAUCUUCAAGCAGAACGAGCUGCGCCACAUCCUGGUGCGGCACGAGCAGGGCGCCGUCCACGCCGCCGAGGGUUAUGCGCGCUCCACCGGCAGGGUCGGCACGGUGCUGGUCACCUCCGGCCCCGGCGCCACCAACAGCGUCACCGGGCUCACCGAUGCGCUCAUGGACAGCAUCCCCGUCGUCUGCCUGACCGGGCAGGUGCCGACCCACAUGAUCGGCAACGACGCGUUUCAGGAAGCCGACACGGUGGGGAUCACCCGGCCCUGCACCAAGCACAACUAUUUGGUGAAGGACGCUAACGAUCUCUGCCGCGUGAUCCGCGAGGCCUACUACAUCGCGAGCGCCGGCCGGCCCGGCCCCGUGGUGGUCGACCUGCCGAAGGACGUGGUCAUGACCAAGGCGCCCUACGUCGAAGCGGAGGCGGCGGGCAACGGCAGGAAUCAUCGCUCAUACCGACCACGGCGGAUACCCGAUGCCGAUGCGGUCAAGCGCACGGUCGAGCUGAUGGCGCGCGCCAAGCGCCCCCUCUUCUACGCCGGCGGCGGAGUCAUCAACGCAGGCCCCGGCGCGGCGCAGAGCCUGGCAGCACUGGUGCGGCGCACCGGGUACCCGAUCACCAACACGCUGAUGGGGCUCGGGUGCUAUCCGGGGACAGACCCGCUCUUCCUCGGCAUGCUGGGGAUGCACGGCACCUACGAGGCCAACAUGGCGAUGGCCGAGUGCGAUCUGAUGAUCGCGGUCGGCGCCCGCUUCGACGAUCGCGUCACCGGCCGGCUCGCCGAUUUCUCACGCGGCUCGACCAAGGUCCAGAUCGACAUCGAUCCGUCCUCCAUCAACAAGAAUGUGCCGGUCGACGUCGCCAUCAUCGGCGAUGCGGGCCUCGCGCUCGACGCCAUCAUGGCCGAGUGGGAGGCGAGCGGCGCCGAGCCCAACGCCGAGGCGCAGGCGGCAUGGUGGCGGCAGCUCGAAGCGUGGCGCGGGCGCGACUGCCUGCGCUACAAGAACUCCGGCACCGCCAUCAAACCGCAAUAUCGCCCUCCAGCGGCUCUAUGA